Molecule: messenger RNA, 3193 nt
Organism: Nilaparvata lugens (brown planthopper)
Lineage: Eukaryota; Metazoa; Arthropoda; Insecta; Hemiptera; Delphacidae
Exons: 8
Coding region: 10-1998 (662 amino acids)
Source: RefSeq, a predicted model, not a curated record
CCAGUGACCAUGAUGAACUUCAUACAAGUCAGUGUCAACAAUGCUAUGUGCUAUCUGUUAUUGUUUGUGUGCCUAGUGAGUGGCCUUGACCAUGGGUCGGCCAGCGACAACCUCGUUCAAACCAACGACCAUCACUUCAAAAAGGAUGGACAAUCUAUUAAUUAUGUGAAACAGAUGUUGGACCAGCGGUGUGGCAGACGCUACAGCAUGCCUUGUUUAAAGUUGGAUUUGUUGAAACUGGUUGAUCGGCUCGAGAUGGACACCGAUUUCCAGAUUCUGCCAGGAGUCCACGUGACCAGGUCGCCGAAAUUUGCCAAACGAUCUGACAAUGACAUCUUCCAGGAGAGAGCCGACGCCAGUCUGGACAGCUACUUGUUCUCCAGAUUUGCGAAUUACCUCAACUCGUUAUCAGUCAACAUCAAGAUACUUGAUCCCAGUCUGGUGAAGACUGCUAAGCGAUUUGGGGAGGAGGUGUUUGGGAGCACUGAUACUGACAAUACUUUCACGGGACGUAAGAAGAAGUACAGCCACGCGCUGGCGACGGCCGGCCUGAUGUCAGGCGGCUCGAUGCUGGCGGCCGGCUUGAUGACCCUGGCGGCCAUGGCGGGAAAAGCGCUCAUGAUGUCGAUGAUGGCGCUGCUGCUCACCGCCAUGUCCGCCAUGAAAGGCGGCGGCGACCAGGAGAAGAAAAGCACUACUUACGAGAUCAUCACCAAGCCAGUCGUCACUCAUGCACACACCCACAGCUCUGAGGUACAACAUGUGGAUGGAGGACAUGGUCACGGAGCUUCGCACAGUGGUUACGGCUACGCGAGAAGUAUGGCGUUUACGCCUGUCUAUCCUCUCGUGAGGAGCAUACCCAAAGAUUCCUCAACCAGCGACAAGGAACAGCAGCCCUAUCGAGCCCACGAUCCAGACAUCGACUACAAAAUACAAUCGUUAAAAGAAGAUAAAAAUAAGUCGCGAUGUUGCUUUGCCUCCAGGUGUGUCAGCAUGUGCGCGAAUACCGGCGUCCCGACACUUUUCGCCAUUAUUAUUUGCACUUUGGCUGUCGUUGCCAGAGCCAACGUUCUCCCUGAACAAGUGAUAGACGCCACCGAUGAUCGCAACGACACCGCGACGCAUGGUGACAUCGCGACGGAUGCUGACACUGCGACAAACGGUGACACCGCGACGGGUGGUGACACCACUAGCAACCACACCACUCUUGUGCUUCAGCCUGUCGCUCCCAACCAAUCGUUCACUACCACUAAGCUUCUUUUGAAAAAGACUUGCCAGCAAGAAUACUCGUCGGGCUGCCUGAAGCUGGAUCUGAUCCGCAUGAUGGACAAGCUGGAGGCAUCGGGUCCGCUGGAGCUGCUACCCGGGGUGACCCUAGUCCGAGCGCCGACUCUGGACGCCAAGUCGCUGUCGGCUGCCACCGCCCUGCCGGACGCAGAGUCGCCGCGACUCGACAACUACCUCUACAAGCGAGUCAACUCCUACCUCAAGUCGCUCGCGCUCAAUGUGCAGAUACUCGACUCCAACAUCCUCAACAAACUGAAGCGGUUCGGUGAAGGCGCAACUGAGCUGUUUGUUCCUGACUCCAAUUCCGUAACAGGCAGGAAGAAGAACCGCAACUGGCAGGCGUUCUGGCUGGCCGGUCUGUUGUCGGCGGGGACCAUGCUGGCGAUGGGCAUGAGCACACUGUCUGCGAUGGCGGGCAAGGCGCUGAUGACGUCACUCCUCGCCCUCGUCCUGGCAGGGUUCGCGGCACUCAAGGGCCAUCAGGACGACAAGAAGACCACCACCUACGAGAUUAUCACGCGGCCCAUCUACACACACGGCCACAAGCACGGCGACGCCCUGGCCGAUGCUCAGAUGAUGGCGCCGUCGCACGGGCACACGCAUCACAUGCAGAUGGCGUCGGGCGCGCCCAGUUACACCUAUCGGCGCAGCAUCGACUUCGGCCGCCCUGCCACCUACGACUACUCUACGCCCAGCGAUUCUCGUCCUUGAACACAUGAAUUAUUCAACUUAUAAAGGUUAUUACAGCUGUUCAGAAAAGAAUACUGUGAUUACAUGAAAAAGUUCUAUGCUAAUAAGAAUAAUGAUUUCCACAGGAAAGUAAAUUUAUUAAGAUACAACACACAAUCACUAGUAAAGUGUAUCACAACCUCACAGUAUUUCCGAUGCUUGUAGAACUUCAGGCUAUGCUAGUGCAGGGGUGCCCACAGUGUGUUUAAACGCAGACUGCGUACUUGAAUUUUUUUGGGGGGGUCUCGGAAUCAGAUAGUGAGGGAUUCCAAAAUAGGUCAGCAUAGUGCUUAAAAUUACUACUACUAUGUUUUGAGUUUAUGGAGGGGGAUUGGGAAAUGAUUUUCUCUGAAUUUAGGGGAAGUGCGUCUACUAGAUGAAGGUUGGGGGGAGGUAGGCAUCCCUGGUUAUUGUAAUGAUUCAAAUUGGGAUUUUUCGUUUUACAAAACUUAUUUCAGGGAAAUAAAUUGAAUGAAUACAAGUUCAGAUUAAUGGAAUCAUUUGAGAUUUUAAAUUUUGCUCAGAAUGAUGCUUACAUAGGUCGUGUGAGUAGGGAUGCCAUGAGGCAUGAGGAAUGUUGUGAGAGAUUUGUUAUCCCACAGUUUUAGGUGCGAACAACUGGCAACUGGCAGCCUGUAAGUCUGGUAUCAAGCAGACACCCCAUCAAUGAGAGAUAACCAAUAUCAUAUAGCAAAAAUAAUGGGCAUGGCGUUUAACUCAAUCUUUGAGAUAAGACAGUGCUGCUCAGGGGGAUAAGCAUACUCCCCAAAUGCUUAGUAUCUCUAUAGACUUGACUCCUGGUGAUUGCUUAGUAACUCUGCAGAUGUCAGAUUUGUUUGGUUGUUGAGCUCUACUUGCCAAGAAGCUUUGUGCAUCUCUUUUAGCUAUUUCUCUGUUGUGUGGAAUAAAUUUUCCAUUUCAGAUUAGGAUAUACCUAAGUCCUACCAAAAUGAAUAAUAAUGGAGGAAAUUUUAAUAACAAUUACUUUUCGAGUAAUGUUAUAUACACUAUAAAGACAAAAAUGUUCUUGAUAAAUUACUUUGUUUGUAACAAAAAAUUUUCCUAACCACAUUCAAGGUGAAAAAAGUAUUCUAUGAUAAUAUUGUUACUAGUAUUGUUUGUAGAUAGGUGUAAAGUUAUAACUGUAUGUUGAUUGUUGAAAUAAAUGAUAUUACGA